AUGGGGGCCCCCCAGGGGGCCCCUGUAUCAGGGGAGAGUGCAUUGGAGUCUGCUGCAGCUGUACAUACACCCCAAAUAGCAACGAAGAAGCAGCUGUUUUCUCUUGAGCAGCUAGUAGCAGCAGCAGCAGCAGAGCAUUGGCAGCCUGCUGCUGUGCUGCAGCAGCGGGGGGCCUCCUUGGGGGCCCUAUCGAAGGUGGUGCAGCUGCAGCAGCAGCAGCAGCAGCAAACAGAAGCAGCAGCAGCAGCAAAACAUGCAGUAGAAGUUUGUGCCAUAGAUCAACAGAGCGACAGCUGUAUACAGGCGACGCAGCAAGCCCACGAUGCUGCUGCUGCUAUCAGUAAGCAGCAACAGCAGCAGCAGCAGCAGCAGCAGCAGCAGUAG
This is a messenger RNA of Eimeria mitis, 384 nucleotides long. RefSeq lists its product as uncharacterized. NCBI's taxonomy places the organism in Eukaryota, Apicomplexa, Conoidasida, Eucoccidiorida, Eimeriidae. The record is from RefSeq and is a predicted model, not a curated record. Bases 1 to 384 code for a protein of 127 amino acids. The transcript has a single exon.